This is a messenger RNA of Sungouiella intermedia, 663 nucleotides long. The record is from the annotation of a GenBank genome assembly. NCBI's taxonomy places the organism in Eukaryota, Fungi, Ascomycota, Pichiomycetes, Serinales, Metschnikowiaceae.
AUGGGCAUCACUAUCAGAAGGGCAACCAUUGAGGAUGUCCAGGCGAUGCAAAAUGCUAACUUGCUCAACUUGCCCGAGAACUACCAGUUGAAAUAUUACAUGUAUCACAUUUUGCUGUGGCCCCAGGCAAGUUUUGUAGCCACCACCUACGAUUUCGUCGAAACCGAAGACGACACAGAACUGGAUGUUGACCAACUAUCGGAAGAUGCCGAGGCGUUGAAAAUAGCCGACUUGGAACACUUGGAUCCCAAGGGUGACCCCGCAUACAUCAGAAAAGGCGAGAAGAUCGUGGGUUAUGUGUUGGGAAAGAUGGAAGACGACCCCGAGGCAGAGGACAAGACUCCACACGGACACAUCACAUCCUUGGCAGUGAUGAGAAGCUACAGAAGAAUGGGGCUUGCCGAAAAGUUGAUGAAGCAGGCAUUGUACGCCAUGUGCGAGUCAUUUAACGGCCAGUAUGUGUCGUUGCACGUAAGAAAGUCCAACCGAGCAGCGUUGCAUUUGUACCGAGACUCGCUAAGCUUCGAGACCACCAGUAUAGAGAAGCUGUACUACCAGGAUGGCGAGGAUGCCUACGCCAUGAAGAAAGUGCUUAAACUAGACGAAAUGCUUCCCUACCAUGGCCACACUGAGGUGGACGACUUGCUGCUGGACUUGAUAUAG